AUGGAAAAUCAUAAAACUGGACUUCCCGAUCGAAUAAAACUUGUAAACAGCAAAGAAAUAAUGAAGUGCAGAAAAAUUAAAGCUGUUAUUCGAAAUCACACUCCAAACAAAAGAAAAGAGUCUGAAAAAUAUUUUCACCACCUUCUCAUGUUGUAUUUUCCGUGGCGUAAUGAGCAGGAACUCUUUGGCGAAGACCAGACAUACAUACCUAAGUUUUAUGAGCCAGAUGUUCAAGAGGUAGUACAACGCAACAAAGAAAUAUUUGAGCCAGAUGCUGAUGCAAUUAAUGAAGCACUAGAAAGUUUAGGAAACUUUGAUGGGGUACCUACUCACUCCUAUGAUCCAAUAAAUGACCAGGAAAAUGAAGAUUUGCGGCAAACUUUACCUGACGAUUUUGAUGAAACCGAGUCUUUUAACGAAUCGUUGCCACAACAUCUUGCAUCAAAUCCUGAAUCAGUUCAACCAUCUUCUGGAAUAAGUUGUUAUAAUCAACCCUUAGAAAUCAGUGACGACGAUCUGCGAAAAACUGUAAGAUCAUUGAACAACAAACAACGUUAUGCAUAUGACGUAGUUCUCUCCUGGUGUAGAAACAAAAUGUAA
Paramuricea clavata is the source of this 600-nucleotide messenger RNA. Lineage: Eukaryota; Metazoa; Cnidaria; Anthozoa; Malacalcyonacea; Plexauridae. The record is from the annotation of a GenBank genome assembly.